Batrachochytrium dendrobatidis JAM81 is the source of this 405-nucleotide messenger RNA. RefSeq lists its product as uncharacterized. The transcript has a single exon. Gene Ontology annotation, biological process: mitochondrial respiratory chain complex IV assembly. Lineage: Eukaryota; Fungi; Chytridiomycota; Chytridiomycetes; Rhizophydiales. The coding region runs from base 1 to 405 and encodes 134 amino acids. The record is from RefSeq and is a predicted model, not a curated record. Gene Ontology annotation, cellular component: mitochondrial inner membrane.
AUGGCAUUCCGCACGCCUGGCUUUAUUGUUCGAGUGAUAAACAGGCCGGCUGUCUACGUUGGACUCGGUGCUGCUGGAUUGAGUUUUUGGGCAUACACUAUCAUCAAUGCUACCAACUCAAACAAGUCUCACAACAGCAUCUUCAAAGGUGUCAUGUUCCAUCUCCGACAUGAUCCAAGAGCCCUGGCUCUUCUUGGAGACGACAUAUUCUAUGAUCAAGAACUUCAUAAACCAGUUCAAGGAACUUUCAAUGUGAUUAGAGGAGUUGCCGACUAUUCAUUUACCUUGCAAGGAAGUCAAGCAGUGGGGAAUGUACGCUUCAAGGGACAUCAUAUUCCAGCAAGUGGCUGCUGGAACAGUGUUAUCUUUGAGCUGGAUUGCAAUGGAGAAACCAUUCAGCUUUAA